AUGCUGACUAUAUUCACCGUUGUUUUCCUAGGCCUUUGCGUCAAGGGCCUGGGCGUUUUGCACUCUCGCUCCUACUUUUACGUUGGUCAAUCCUACGAAACGCAAAAUGGGUCGACGAUCGCUCAUGGAGCUAUGUAUGUUGAACACCUUAUCCCAGCAAGAAUCGCCCAGCCUUUCCCACUUGUCUUUAUUCAUGGUCUUGGUAUGACGGGAACCAACCUACUUGCAACCAUCGAUGGUGAACUUGGUUGGGCGGAUUACUUUCUUGGAGAAGGUUAUGAGCUGUAUCUCGUAGAUGUGCCUUCAAGAGGACGCUCCGCUUGGCAACAAGGCAUAGAUGGUCCCCAGUCCACUAUUGACACCACCUUCGUUGAGAGCCGUUUCACGGCUACCGAAGACUAUGAUAUCUGGCCACAAGCGGCGCUUCAUACGCAAUGGCCUGGCACCGGCAGGGUCGGAGACCCCAUCUUCGAUAAUUUUUACGCCGCCACAGUCCCAAGUCUCGUAUCAGAACUCGAAUCCUCUGAAAAAAUCAAGGUUGCGGGUUCUGCGCUUUUGGACCAGAUUGGACCUGCAAUCAUCAUGGUACAUUCCCAAUCUGGCUCCUAUGGUUGGAUACUAGCCGAUGCUCGACCGUCUCUUGUCCAAGCCGUUAUUGCAUUAGAACCAAUAGGUCCUCCCUUCAUGAAUGCCGUGUUCCCACCUUUAAUCGCUGCCCGUCCGUACGGUGUCUCCGAGACACCCUUACAGUAUUCGCCGCCGAUCAAUUCUCCGGACGAACUAGUACGAGACUUGGUUUACCACGACACAUCUGUGGGCGUUUUCUGUUAUCGCCAGACCCCUCCAGCGAGGCAAUUAGUGAAUCUUAUUGGCAUACCCGUCCUCAUGGUCACGUCUCCGUCCGGCUAUCAUGUUCUAUACGACAACUGCACCGCUGAUUACCUCGUGCAAGCGGGCGUCGCUGUCGACCAUAUCAAUCUCGCCGGAGUGGGUAUACACGGCAAUGGACACAUGAUGUUCAUGGAAGAGAACAGGCUGCAAAUUGCACGGGAUGUAGUGCAGAAGUGGUUGUUGAAGACGUUUGGAAGUAGUGUUUAG
Molecule: messenger RNA, 1098 nt
Organism: Desarmillaria tabescens
Lineage: Eukaryota; Fungi; Basidiomycota; Agaricomycetes; Agaricales; Physalacriaceae
Product: Alpha/beta hydrolase family-domain-containing protein
Exons: 3
Coding region: 1-1098 (365 amino acids)
Source: RefSeq, a predicted model, not a curated record